UGGCGCCCAGCGUGGCUACGGGUAGGGGGGAGGGCGGGCGGCGGAGGGAACACAGGGGAACAAGAAUGGUUAAGGAAAAUCGGAAGGUUCGUCAGAAAUUCUGUACAAUGUUGAAACCCGCGAGCGUGUCCCAGCGGCAGCAGCCUCACGCUCUUCAGUUUGGCUGCGGCCGUGGUGACGGGUGGAUGUGUCUGAACCGCCUCCCUCGUCCCUGCCACACGCUCGCUCACUCAGCCGCCGCUACACCGGGCAUGACCCGCCGCCUCCUGCAGGACUUAGCGACGCUGUCAAGGACUCCCGCCGCGUGCAGGCGACCCAUGGCGUGACCGAUGGUCUGGUAGGCGUGGUUCCUUUACUCGUGAACUGACUCGUACUAAGGUGACCAGCCACAUUCACGAUGGUGAUGGUGGACGCAGCGUAAGUAGCAGUGUCUGACCCACUCCCUGCCCGGCCCAUCACGCCCCCCUCACCACCCCCCAUCAUGGAGGAGAACGUCACGCUGGACGAGGUGGUGUGCGGCGACAACUUCACCAUGGACGGCAACGUCACCGCCAACACCUCCAUGGAGCACCUCAACGUGAGCGGCCAGUACCCGCUGGACCUGGCGGUGCCGUUGUACGGGUACGCUAUGCCCGUUCUGCUGCUGGUCACCACGGUGGCCAACACGCUGAUCGUGGCCGUGCUGUGGCAGCCACACAUGCGCUCCCCCACCAACGCGGUGCUGAUGGCCAUGGCGCUCUCUGACAUGCUGACGGUGCUCUUCCCGGAGCCCACUUUCUUCUACAUGUACACGCUGGACAACCACGCCAAGCCCCUGCAUCCUCCCGCCGCCUGCUACGCCUGGUACGUGCUGCACGAGCCCAUCCCCAACAUGUUCCACACGGCCUCCAUCUGGCUGACGGUGCUGCUGGCCACACAGCGAUACAUCUCCGUGUGCCACCCCUCGCUGGCGCCCCGCUGGUGCACGCAGAACAUCGUCACCUGGGCCAUCGUGUGGGUGUUCUUUUUCGCCGCCAUCCACCAGACGCCGCGGGUCUUCGAGAACCACUACGAGUCCAUGCAGAUAGAGUGGGAGGGCCAGUGUGUGUGGGUGUGCAGGGUCACAUACAAUUCCUGGGUCACCACCAUCAAAAUCCAUGUAUAUUAUCCAAUAUAUUUCUGGUUCCGGGUGGUGUUCGUGCACCUGGGGCCGUGCACGGUGCUCGUCGUGCUCAACGUGCUGCUCUUCAAGGCCCUCAAGGAGGCUCAGAAGCGAAGAAAGAAGCUUCUCAACGAGAAGAGCUCCAGCAAGGAAUGCAGGAGGCUGCGCGACCACAACACCACGCUGAUGCUGAUCGUGGUGGUGUCCGUGUUCCUGGUGACGGAGAUUCCCCUGGCGGUCAUCACCGUGCUGCACAUCAUGUCCAACUCGGGCCUCAACAUCUUCUCGGAGCAGUCUUACGACAGCGUCAUGCGCUUCUUUAUCAUCUCUAAUUCCUUCAUCAUUUUUUCGUACCCCAUAAACUUUGCCAUCUACUGUGGCAUGUCGCGCCAGUUCCGCGAGACCUUCCGCGACCUGUUCGUGCGCGGCGGCAGCCAGUCAUGGCGGCGCAUGGACUCCACACGCGACUCUCGCGGCUCCAUGUACAAUGGCCCGCCCCGUAACUGCCGCUCACUGACCUCCGAGACGAUUAUCUGAGGACGGGCGACGCCAGGUGAGGGCGCCGCCUCUAGGCGCGCCUCAUCUGGCUUCCAGACCUCCUCGGAGCUCACAGGCCAGACCUUCUACAACGGCACCCGCAGCUCGGUGGCCAAUGUGAGUGAGCUGGCCGAGGGGCACUCCCCGGAGCCCGCCGCAGCGCGCAGGGCAGGGCUGUCCAGGAACAUGACGGAGGUUGACUACUACCAGGUGGACACGCCGGAGGGCGGCGUUACUGGGGGCGAGGCUAGCACCCAGGAGGCCACCCCUAACACCUCAGGCGGCGGGAGGGAUCGGGAGGGGCUGCUGGUGAGCGGACCGCGUGGCGAGGGCCGCCGCAGCCCCUCGGCCCUCAGGGUGCACUUCGAGACCAGCAGCAGCACGGGCGGCGUUGAAGAAGAAGAGGAAGACCUGCGGCCGGCAGUGAGCGAGACUGUGUUGUAGGCGACCCUCGGCAGGUAUGUUCGUGCGUUCGUCCAUGAGGCGGGUGAUCUGCAGGGCGUCACCAUGGCAACGGUGCUGGUGCGUCACUGUCUGGGCCUCCUCCGUCACGCUGCGUCACAACUACGUCACACUUACGACAUACUUGCGUCACUCCUUCAUGUAACAACGUGGAUGCGAAGUGAAUGGGAAAGUGCGCUGAUAAAUGAGUAUUGUUGAUAAAAGAUUGAUGAUAGAACAGUAUAAAAAGUAAUUGAUGAUAAAGAAAAGAAUAUGAUAAUGAUAAUAAAGAAAAUGAACUGAAUGGAAAAGGGUAACGAAAGGAAAUGAUAACACCACUAAAAGAACAUCAAGAACAAGAACAACUGAACCAACUCAAUAAGCAAGUAAACAAAUAAACAAGUAAAAGAAAACAUGCUCUUCCAUCAAAGAAUCACAACUACAGUUUUUAAAAGGAAGUGAUAGAGAGAGAAGAAAAAAACAACAACAAGAAAAUAUAUCCUUUGAAAGAAUACAGAGAAAAUAACAUGUUUUCUCCUUAAAUUUUUACCUUGAUAGUGUUGUUUGCAUCUACAAUCAAUUACUGUCAGGUGUGAGACGGCAGGUGUGCGUGAUAAGAAACAGGUGUGUAAUUAAUAGGAGGCGAGGAACAGGUGUGAAUUUGUACAAUCGAAGCCUUGUGAUAUGAUACUUAUGAUGAACCUAAUGACCGCAGGUGUGUAUGCGUGACUCAUUCGUGACAUGUGUGUGGGAUGAAGUACUGUACCUGAACUAAACCUGCGUGGCCCCAGUGUGACCCCUGUGACCUGAUGAGUGACCUGUUGACCCUUAGACGUACAGGGGAGGAUGACCUGAAGUGAGAGAUACUAAAGGGAAAAUAGAUGAGGAAUUCCUUAAAGAAGGAAACUGAGGUAUAAGAUGAUUAUAGUUAGAGAAAAGAUAAGAAAAAACAGUUAAUGGUGCUGUUCCCCAUUAGGUGCUCAGCCCUUCCCCAAUCAUUCCCCACUUGACCUGGGCUGAAAAUUAUCCCCUCCCCCCUCAUCCCAACCUACCCCGAACCCAGCCCCGCAUCAUCCUCCAAUGUAUAAAGCUACAUAUUAUAACUACAUAGCAAUCACGUUGAUGUAUUUGGUGUGAAUACAUUUAUAAACACAUAAAUAGUUCUAUAUAUAUAUAAAAAUAUAUAUAUAUAUAUAUAUGUAUACAUACAUAAAUGCAUACCAUUAGUGUCAUAAGUGGUUAGGUGAGGAAUUGAUGAGUUGAUGAGUUGAAUGGAUAAGCUUUACUCCCUCCUGUCACGCCGCGCUGACAUGAGGGAGGUGAGGUUUCCACGUAUGUGUUUGUGUCCAUGUGCGUGUGUGAGUGUCUGUCUGUACCUACUAAUCUACCUGGAUUUGUGUGGAUGAUAAGGACCACCAUUAUUAUUUUUCUAUGUCAGUUAUUGAAGGUAGAUUAAAGAAAAUGCAUUCCUUAUAUCCUGUACAUGUAUAUCUCUCUCCCUCUCUCUCUCUCUCUCUCUCUCUCUCUCUCUCUCUCUCUCUCUCUCUCUCUCUCUCUCUCUGUGUGUGUGUCUCGUCUCUUCGUCUUUCCCCUCCUCCUCCUCCUCCUCCUCCUCCUCCUCCUCCUCCUCCUCCUCCUUCCAGGCUCUCAGUGUGGCAUUACACGUACACAGCCUCGCCUCUCACCGCUUCCCCAACGACCCCACUCAUGGCACCGCCGCAUUUGAUCCUCCCCUUCUUUCCCCUCAUUCCUCACUCCCUCCCCGCACCUUUACCCUCUCCGGUGUAGGAUGCGCUGCCGUGACCCGUGUGACUCCUGAGAGCAAGAGACACAAACACAACCUUCUCCAUUCAUAUCCUCCUCCUUCUUCUCCUCUUUCUGCUCCUCCUCCUCCAUUUCCUUCUCCUUUGAAGCUCUUCACGCCACCACCUCUUCUCUGGCUUCCUCUAUAUAAUACUAAUCACUUACUCUCUCUCUCUCUCUCUCUCUCUCUCUCUCUCUCUCUCUCUCUCUCUCUCUCUCUCUCUCUCUCUCUCUCUCUCUCUCUCUCUCUCUCUCCCCCCUUCUUCUUUUCCCACUCCCCACCCACACCCUCUUCUCCCAAAAGACUGGUUCUCCGCCCCACUGGUGAUCCCCCCGUCCCACGCUGAGCCCCUAGAGCACGGGGUGACCACCAGUAACUCCCCUCACCUCCCCUCACUUUCCCCUCACUCAUUACGUCUCCUGCUCAUCGCCAUCUCCCUAUCACGCUUUCCCUCAUCGACUCAAGUUGUUUUUUUCCCCUUUUUUGUCUAAUUUUCCCCUCAUAUUCCCCUCCCUUCGUCGAACCUGUCCAAGGGUGAGGACGCUUCCCCUUCCUCGUCACCCUAGUGUGAUUGGUUCCGGUGUAAAAAAUAUAAAUGGUGAGUAAAUGGUGAUGAUGGUGAUGAUGAUGACUGAUGGUGAUGAUGAUGACUGAUGGUGAUGAUGAUGGUAUACUACUAUCUUAGGCUUACUGUGUUUCGGCGUUGUCUUUCGUGUGUGUGUGUGUGUGUUUGUUUGUGUGUGUGUGUGUGUGUGUGUGUGUGUGUGUGUGUGUGUGUGUGUGUGUGUGUGUGUGUGUGUGUGUGUGUGUGUGUGUGUGUGCACGUGCUACUCUAUGUACGUAUUUCAUAUUAUUUCCAUUGCAAUUUUACGUUUUCCCAUGUACACCAAAAAAGUAGACAGAGCUGUUUACUUACAUAGUCCCACACACACACACACACACACACACACACACACACACACACACACACACACACAUAUUAUAUUCAGGUGUGUGCGAGCUCGCGCGCACGUACGAUCAUCCUUGCUCUUUAUCUCCACAUGUGGCACCUUUAUACAGUGGUGGAUGUGUUCUCUCUCUCUCUCUCUCUCUCUCUCUCUCUCUCUCUACACACACACACACACACACACACACACACACACACACACACACACACACAA
Molecule: messenger RNA, 5083 nt
Organism: Scylla paramamosain (green mud crab)
Lineage: Eukaryota; Metazoa; Arthropoda; Malacostraca; Decapoda; Portunidae
Gene: SPR
Product: sex peptide receptor-like
Exons: 2
Coding region: 482-1678 (398 amino acids)
Biological process (GO): G protein-coupled receptor signaling pathway
Cellular component (GO): membrane
Molecular function (GO): G protein-coupled peptide receptor activity
Source: RefSeq, a predicted model, not a curated record